AUGGCUGUCGGAUUUCUCAUUUGGGAACUUAUGGUACUGCAAGAAAGAGUGCGACAAAUGGAAAGGCGCAUAGAACGGAGAAUGUUGAGAGACGUGCAGAAUCCAUUUGAUCUCCCUCAUAAUGAAUUCAUGCAUAUUUUUCGCAUAAGUCCAGAUCUUGCAAUGGAAUUAACAAAUUUGUUAAGGCCUGAUCUCAUUCGCCAACGUUCUACUGGUAUAUCUCCUGAAAUACAAACGUUGAUAACCAUUCAGUUCUAUGCACAUGGCAGUUAUCAAAGACCAACGGGGGAUCAAUUCAACUUCAAUGUAAGCCAACCAGUAGUUAGUCGAUGUCUCCAUGCAGUGACAACUUUGAUUAAUCAGCAUCUCUUGCGCCGUUGGGUGCAAUUUCCCAUGACUCGAGAAGCACGCCAAGAAGCACGUACAAAAUUCCGUAAUGCACCACAGCCGUUUGAAGGAGCAAUUGGAGCAAUUGAUUGCACUUUCAUUAAUAUUUUAGGUCCAACAGAACACGAAGAAGCAUUUGUAAACCAUCAUGGGAAUCACUCGUUGAAUGUGCAAGCUAUAGUAGAUCCAGAUAUGAGAUUGCUCAAUAUCAAUUCAAGGUGGCCAGGGGCAAGAAACGAUUCCUUCAUAUGGACCAAUUCUCCAAUCCGUCGGGCCAUGAAAUUUCACUAUGAUAUGGGCGAGCGUCGAACGUGGUUAAUCGAUGAUUUUUAUGUAGAAAAUGAAGUUAAUGUUGAUAUGCCAAUACAAGAUGUUGGGCAAGCCGAAAAUGAAAUCAGGCAAGGCCCUCGUGCUAUAGCACAACGUAUUCAAGAUCAAAUUAUGCGAGAACGAUAUGGAUACGUUCCUGAAGUUAACCUGGAUCCCAACUGA
Cyphomyrmex costatus is the source of this 879-nucleotide messenger RNA. RefSeq names its product putative nuclease HARBI1. NCBI's taxonomy places the organism in Eukaryota, Metazoa, Arthropoda, Insecta, Hymenoptera, Formicidae. The transcript has 4 exons. The record is from RefSeq and is a predicted model, not a curated record. The coding region runs from base 1 to 879 and encodes 292 amino acids.